Aphidius gifuensis is the source of this 3123-nucleotide messenger RNA. RefSeq names its product ABC transporter G family member 20-like. Gene Ontology annotation, cellular component: membrane. Bases 299 to 2542 code for a protein of 747 amino acids. The transcript has 6 exons. Gene Ontology annotation, molecular function: ATP binding; ABC-type transporter activity; ATP hydrolysis activity. Lineage: Eukaryota; Metazoa; Arthropoda; Insecta; Hymenoptera; Braconidae. The record is from RefSeq and is a predicted model, not a curated record.
CAUGUGUGUUGUAUCAAAGCAUUCAACAGACUCACCAAGUCUUGAGCAGUCUUAAACAGACAACCAAAGACCAGUUUAACUCUGACUUUACCACAAUAAACAGCCAUCAAUUAUUUUUGGCUUAAAAUUAUUGUGGUUUUAUAUUAUUUAUUAACAAAAGAAAAAAAAAACAUUUAAACUUGAUUUUUUUUAUUAGCUAUUACUAUGAGCAUAGUUUGUCGUAGUAAAAUAUCAUUUUAAUUAUAUUUUUUGAUAAUUAAUUAUUAAAUAUAAAAAUUAUUUAUUUAAAUAAACUGAAAUGGAGGUUCCAGGAUCAACUGGAGCAACUUCAAUUGAGUUAAAAACAAGAAGAGCACAAUUUCAAACACAAGCAUCAACACUUGAUACAAGAAGAAGACAAGCUGUUUGUGUUAGACGUGCAUUUAAAAAAUAUGGACCAAAAAGUAAUCCAAAUAUAAUACUUGAUGGUUUGAAUAUGACUGUACCCAAAGGUACCAUAUAUGGUCUAUUGGGUGCAAGUGGUUGUGGUAAAACAACACUAUUAUCAUGUAUUGUUGGUCGUCGUCGUCUUGAUGACGGUGAAAUAUGGGUCCUGGGUGGUAAACCUGGUUCAAAAGGUUCUGGUGUACCUGGACCUCGAGUUGGUUAUAUGCCACAAGAAAUAGCUCUCUAUGGUGAAUUUUCAAUUCGUGAAACAUUUAUAUAUUUUGGCUGGUGUGCUGGCAUGACAACAACUCAAGUUGAUGAAAAACUUGAUUUUUUAUUAAAAUUAUUAGAUUUACCAAAUGAAAAUCGUUUUGUUAAAAAUUUAUCUGGUGGACAACAAAGAAGAGUAUCAAUUGCAGCAACAUUAUUAGCUGAUCCAGAAUUAUUAAUAUUAGAUGAACCAACAGUUGGUGUUGAUCCAGUAUUACGUCAAAGUAUAUGGGAUCAUCUUGUACAAAUAACAAAAGAUGGUAAUAAAACAAUAAUUGUUACAACUCAUUAUAUUGAAGAAACAAGACAAGCUGGUAUGAUUGGUUUAAUGAGAAGUGGUAGAUUUUUAGCUGAAGAAUCACCAAGUAGAUUAAUGGAAAUGCAUCGUUUAGAUACACUUGAAGAAGUAUUUCUUAAAUUAUCAAAACGACAAAAUAUGGGAUUACGACGUAGAAGUUCAAUAUUAAGUAGUGUUACUGGUGUUGUACCUGAUUUUGAUGUUGAAGAUGAAAUGAGUGGUGAAUUUGGUGAUAAUGUAUCAAUAUCAAGUAGAAGAAGAAGUAUUGCACCAGCUACAGAUACAACAGAUAAUUUACCAGAACUACCACCAGAAGAAAAAGGUACAACAAAUUUUAAAAUGUUAAAUCCACAACAUAUGAAAGCAAUAAUAUGGAAAAAUUUUUUAUGGAUGUGGAGAAAUGUUGGUAUUAUGUUAUUUAUUAUUGGUCUUCCAGUUGUACAAAUAAUAUUAUUUUGUUUAUCAAUUGGUAAAGAUCCAGUUGGUUUAAAUAUUGCAAUUGUUAAUCAUGAAUUAAAUAAUAGUAUGGAAACAUGUGUACCAACAAUUGGUUGUGAUAUUAAUAUGUUAUCUUGUCGUUAUCUUCAACAUUUAAAAAAACGUAAAGUUGAAUAUUCACAUUAUGAUAAUGAGGAUGAAUCAAAACAUGCUGUUGAAAAAGGAUGGUCAUGGGCAGCUAUAUCAUUUUCUAAAAAUUAUUCAGAAUCAUUAUUUGCAAGAAUAAAUAAAGGAAGAUUUGCUGAUGAAGCUGAUAUUAUUUAUGGAGACAUGGAUGUCGUUAUGGAUAUGUCAAAUCAACAAAUUGGACAAUUAUUACAACGUGAUUUACUUUAUUCAUAUCAAGAUUUUGCUAGAGACGUAACAGUUGCUUGUAAUUUAAGUGCAAAAUUGACUGCCAUUCCUGUAGCAUUUCAAACACCAAUUUAUGGUCCAACAGCACCAAAUUUUACUGACUUUGCAGCACCAGGAAUAAUUUUAACAAUAAUAUUUUUUCUAUCAGUGGCAUUGACAUCUGGUGCAAUGUUACUAGAACGUAAUGAGGGUCUACUUGAAAGAAGUCUCGUGUCUGGUAUUACCGGAACUGAAGUAUUAUUUGGUCAAGUUGUUACACAAUUUACUGUUAUGACUGGACAAACAAUGAUGGUUCUUAUAUUUACAUUUGCAAUAUUUAAAUUGACAUGUGAAGGUGACAUUGUACUUGUUACAAUAUUAACAAUAUUAACUGGUCUUUGUGGUAUGUGUUUUGGUUUUGUUGUUGCAUGUAGUUGUGAAAAUGAAAGAAGUGCCACUUAUAUGGCUAUGGGAAGUUUUUUACCAAUUGUUAUGCUUUGUGGUAUAAUAUGGCCAGUUGAAGGAAUGCAUCCAAUUUUGCGAGCAAUUAGUUUUUUUUUACCGCUUACUAAAAGUACUGAAUCAAUUCGUGCUAUGUUAGCAAGAGGAUGGGGAAUGAGUGAACCAGCUGUUUAUGAAGGUUUUAUUUCAACUUUUGUUUGGAUUAUUGUCUUUCAAACAGUUGCCAUUUUGUUAAUUAAAUUUAAAAAAGGAUAAUUAUUUGUUUUUUUUUUAUAUCCUCAAAAUUAUUAUUAUAUUUUUUUUUUUUUUCAAUUAAAAUUUAUUAAACUUACAGUAUUUUUUUUAUAAUAAAAUUUAUUUCAUAAAUUGAAAAUUUUUUAUUUUAAAUACACAAUUUUAUUCGAAAUACAAAAAUUUUUCGAUCGAAAUUUUUUUACAGGUGCAAGUUUAAUUGACAUAAAUAUAAAUACCUCAGCUUGAGUUAUUUUUUUUUUGUACAGUAGAAUAAUUUUAUUUACUACUUUGACGUACAAGCUCAUAAAAUAAAAAAUCAAAAAUAAAAAAAAAAAUAUAUUAGUUAUAAAUUAUAAUUAAUUUACAUGUGUUUUUAAUUAUUAUUAGUCAGGCUGUAAUAUUGAAGGAAAAUUUAAUCUGUUAUAAAAAAAUAAAUUUGAAAAAUCUUUUCUUUUUUUUUUUUAAAUUAUAUAAAUAUAUAUAAAAUUGUAAUUAAAAUUAUUCCAUGUGGAAUACAACAAGUUUAUCGAAAUUUAUUGUUACAAGAAAAUUUAUACUAUACAAGAUGUAGAAAAUAAAAAAACAACAAGUGUUAAAAUCUA